Messenger RNA from Entamoeba dispar SAW760, 807 nucleotides. RefSeq lists its product as uncharacterized. Bases 1 to 807 code for a protein of 268 amino acids. The transcript has 2 exons. Lineage: Eukaryota; Evosea; Mastigamoebida; Endamoebidae. Gene Ontology annotation, cellular component: nucleus; cytoplasm. Gene Ontology annotation, biological process: mitotic cell cycle; protein phosphorylation; intracellular signal transduction. The record is from RefSeq and is a predicted model, not a curated record. Gene Ontology annotation, molecular function: histone H3T3 kinase activity; ATP binding.
AUGACAGACCAAUGGCCAAGUAUAAUUGCUAGUGAUAAUGUUGUCAAAAAUAUUGGUAGAGUAAUUGGUAUUGGAAAUCAUUCAAUUGUAUGUAUGUUGGAUAAUCAAACUAUUAAAAUAAGAUUAUUUAAUCAACAAAGCAUUACAGAAUAUGAAAAAUGGAAUAGAAUCACUAAAUUAUUAAAGAAUCAAACAACUAGUUUUCUUCCAUUAUUAAGAACUGUUUCAUUUAUUAAUGAAAAUGAUCUUCUACUUGUUGAUGAUACAAAAAGAAAUCAAGAAGUUAUUCUAAGUUCCCAAACAAAUGGAGAUAAUAUUUCAUUUAUUUUACUUAAAAAAGGAAAGUAUAUUGGUUUUAUAUCAGAAAAUUCAGGAAAAACAGUUUCUCAAAUAAAACAACUAAGUUACAAUGACUUACUUCAAGUAAUCUUUCAAUUAUUAUGGAGCUUAAACAUUGCUGAAGAAUCUUUUGGAUAUUCUCAUGGGGAUAUUCAUUCUAAAAAUAUUCUUUUAAAGAGAGAACCAAAUAUCUUGAUUGAUAGAUCUCAUAAUAGAAGAUAUUUAUUUAAUUUAAAAGUCACUCUCAUAGAUUUUGAGCUUUCUUCAUUUAAAUAUCCAGAUAGUACAACUGAUUGUAUAGGAAUAAAAAAUAUUAUUAAUUAUUGUUCAUUAUUUCAACAAACUUCACAACAAAAAAGGUUAUUGUCUCAAUUUAAAAGAAGUCUCUGUUCAUCGAAAUAUUCUUAUUCUACAUUGUUACAACAUCCAAUAUUCUCAUCAAUUUAUUCAACAUCAUUUACUGUAUAA